GUUUGUAGGCGGAUAAACUGAUGUCUCAUCGAAGCCAGCUGCUGUCGGGACAGUUCAACAUGUCUGGACUUGUUCCGUCACUCAGACACAUGGACAGGGACGCAGAUAACUCAGGACAGAAAUAAUGGACUAUCAGUUUCCUCAGCAACUUUUCCCCUCGUUUUACAGCAGCGAACCGCCGAACCGGGUCCAGAGACACAGCGCCGGAGGAUGGGGCUGCUACGACGGAGUCUUAGCGCAGGGCGGCACCGGCUCUCUCUCCAGCUGGGCGUUCAGGUCCAAACGGCAGGUUGGAGGGGAGGUCUGGCGCCAGAUGGAGCCGGUUCCGGUUCCCCUGCUGUCCCCCAGGAAAGCGUUCCAGGAACUCGUGACGCCUCCUGAUCCGCUGGACUUCUUAAAACAUAUGCAGAACUUCUUCAUGGAUCACGGCCCGGACGCCUUCGGGUGCAUGAGUGAGAUGCUGGGGGAAAACUUCCACUUCCAGAAAGCCAAGUUGAAGAAGAAAUGUCGUCGGGAUUCGAUCAACAUGUGGAGGACGAAGAGCUUCGUCGACCAGCUGAAGUUCAACAUGUGUCCCAUGGCGUACCGGUCCCGGUCUCUGGACCGGUACUCCAGCCUGCUGUGGGACGUGGUCCAUGACGUUCCUCCGGACCUGCUGGGCUCGCUGCUGUUCGAGGAGCUGACCGAGCAGAGGGACCGCAUGCAGUUCUCAGAGGCGGCCACCGGGGGCGCCCUGGCCUUCGUCCCGUUCUCGCAGAGCGAUGGCUGCCUGCUCUACCCUGGAGGCCUGGGGAUGGACCGCCUCAACUUCCACAGGGUGGUGCUGGAGCGCGACGGCUCCGCCUGCAUGGAUACUGGCCAGAAGCCGGUCAGCUUCCAGCUGAGGGGUCCGGUCCGACAGAUCAGCUGCAGCUCGCGCUUCGGCGACAGCUGCGUCGCCGUGCGCUCCGACCACGUCUGUGGCGUCUGGGGCAUGGGGGACCAGAACGAGCCGCGCCUGCUGCAGGUGGUCGGCACCGAAGCUGCUGCCAGCUGUGUCAGCACCAGUCCGCACAUUCUGGGCGAAGUUCUGGUGGCGAGUGAGAGCGGAGCGGCGAGCCUGUGGACGGUCGGCAGAGGGUUGCAGAAGGUCCGAACGGAGGAGAGCAACUUGUACUUCAACGCCAAGUCGUCAUGGCGAUGGUGCGAAUUCUCCGCCCACCCACGAGUGAUGCUGUACGCCGACCGGACGGGGGUGGAGCUCACAGACUUCAGGCUGAAGCUGGAGUCGCACCCGGGUCUCACUCUGUUCCGGAUCAGCAGCACCUCAGACUGCCAAAGGGGAGAGCGCCUCCUGCUGGUCAGAUUCCUGGGAGACGUUCACCCCUUUCACCACCUCCUCACCACGCAGCACUCGGCCUACAUCAUGGACGAGCGGUUCCCCUGCGUCCCCAUGCUGAAGUGGGACCACAUGAUGGAGGCUCCGCCCCUGUUCUGCCACGUGGCUCCGGGCUCCGCAUCAGGAACCACAAAGGUUCUGCUCGGGUCGCAGUCGUCCCAGGAGAUCACUCUGCUGCAGUACUCUGGAGGCGCAGUGGAGGCGUGCUGCAGCCACGGUUCUCCUCAGGUUCUGCUCAGACCCAGAGACAGUCUGGCUCUGCUCCCGGUCCAGUUGCCCCACCGGCAGCAGACCGCCGCCCACAGACUGGCUUCUCCCGCUGCAGGCCUGACGUGUCUCCAGAGGACGUCCGUUUCCACGGCGACCAUGAUUGUCCUCCAGCUGACGGCGGCGGGGGACGUCUUCUACCAGAUCCUGGAGCGGGAUGACGGAAAACCCGGAACGCCGGAGGCCGGAACACCGGAGGCCGGAACGCCGGAGGCCGGAACGCCGGAGACUGAAGUUCGCUUCCCGUUGUUGGUCUCAGAAACGUCCAGUGACGAGGACGUCGUCAUGCCAACGCAGGCUCCCAACGCUCUCACGUUUGUCCCGGAAACGCCGGACAGGAACCAGAGUUCGGAUCGGCCUCCGGAUCGGAUCCCAGCGUUCGUCGCCGUUGGUAACGGAGCGGAUUGUUCGGCUCCCUCGGCGCUGAGCAGCGCCACGCGUCACGCCUGGAGGCGCUGGCUGCAGAAGCUGAUGAGACAGGAGGGGAAACCCGGCGCUCCGCCGCGCCUCGCGGUCCGAACCGAUGGUCUGCUGAGCGUGCCGGAGCCGGCCGCCGCCGGACGCCACCUGCAGGGGGCGCUGCAGCAGGACCUGCAGCGCUGCAUGCGGACGCGGUCGCUGCUGCUGAACAGCAACCUGGACCCGGUUCCGGUGCCGCCGGUGGUGGACGCCGAGGCGUGGCGCGACCUGCUGAGCAACCGGCUGACGACGGCGUGGCGCGGCGGCCAGGAGGCGUGGCUGGAGUGGUGGCAGGAGGAGCGGGGGGCGAACCAGGCCAUGAAGAGGGAGGCGCUGCGGAGGAAGAGGAGGAGGGAGAAGGAGGCGCAGCGCGCGGCAGGGCGCCACCUGCAGCUCAGCGGCAGCUUCACCUCCUCCGUCAGCUACCAGACGGACCUGGACGACUUGUCCGGCUGGUCCUCGGGGACCAGCGGCCCGCUGUCCGACAGCCAGCAGAGCAGGCCUCUGGGCCAGCUGGCCUCCUUCCUGGAGGAUCAGGACGACUCGCUGCCGCCGGACCGUCUGGAUCCGCCCUGCAGAACUCCAGAGCCACAAACAGCCAAUCAGAGGAGCAGGAACCUGACCGACCAAUCACUGAGCUUCAUGUGGGAAACACAGGACGAUCCUCCUCUUCAUCCCACCCCCUCCUCUUCCUCUCAGCUGCCCAGCUUUCCGUCUCUGACGCCCUCCAGGCCGUCGCAGAGCCAGCGGGGGGCGCUGCAGGGGUCCCAACCCAAGAAGAAGAAAUCCCGGAUGGGAUUCUGAUCCCAGGAUUGGAUUGUUGUGACUCUAAUGGUGGAACAGGAAGCAGGAAGUGACCCGGCGGAGGAGACGGAGCGGCCCGCCUGGUAGGACUCUGUGGUUGUUUUGUGCUAAAAACUGUAAACGUGGAUUUAAAUGUCAUUUUCAUUCAAAACAAAAAACUAAUAUUUGCACAGAGAAGCAGAAAGACGUUUUAUAACCUGGCUGGUUUUCUCCAGGGUUUUCUAAAAAUAAUAAAGUUGAGCGUGAAGAACCAU
Messenger RNA from Poecilia latipinna (sailfin molly), 3162 nucleotides. It is a transcript of the gene taf1c, whose product is annotated as TATA-box binding protein associated factor, RNA polymerase I subunit C. The record is from RefSeq and is a predicted model, not a curated record. The transcript is spliced from 16 exons. Lineage: Eukaryota; Metazoa; Chordata; Actinopteri; Cyprinodontiformes; Poeciliidae. Gene Ontology annotation, cellular component: fibrillar center. Gene Ontology annotation, molecular function: protein binding; RNA polymerase I core promoter sequence-specific DNA binding. The coding region runs from base 125 to 2908 and encodes 927 amino acids. Gene Ontology annotation, biological process: transcription by RNA polymerase I.